Molecule: messenger RNA, 401 nt
Organism: Amoebophrya sp. A120
Lineage: Eukaryota; Dinophyceae; Syndiniales; Amoebophryaceae
Source: the annotation of a GenBank genome assembly
GUCAGUCACGACCCAUGUCGGAUGUAAAAAAAAACAAUUUCCAGGAAGUAGGUCGGCGUCUGUUGCGACGUGUUGCUUAAAGUACUAUCAUGCGCCAGCGACGGUGAAAUAAAUGGCGAAAUCAGGAAGAGCAGGAACAACACCAAGUCGCACAGGUUUUGAUACGCUUCAUCGUAGAUUAAAAAUACUGCCUAAAAAUUGUGUAGACCACGUACUUAAUGUUCUGGAAUAGAGACCACGUCGUAAGAAAUAAAUGCCAGUCGUGGAUGAUUUUCUUGUGUGGCCAUAAAUGAACUGUAUAGCUAGGGACUCACGUAGUCGCUUCCUUCUUCAUUUUCAAAAAACCCUUCACAGGAUGUGCUUACACAUUUAUGUUCAGUUCGCUAUGCUACAGUGCUUAU